Messenger RNA from Cyclopterus lumpus (lumpfish), 2282 nucleotides. Its product is annotated as NADPH oxidase organizer 1-like. The transcript is spliced from 7 exons. NCBI's taxonomy places the organism in Eukaryota, Metazoa, Chordata, Actinopteri, Perciformes, Cyclopteridae. Gene Ontology annotation, molecular function: superoxide-generating NADPH oxidase activator activity; protein binding; phosphatidylinositol binding. Gene Ontology annotation, biological process: superoxide anion generation. The record is from RefSeq and is a predicted model, not a curated record. Bases 209 to 1669 code for a protein of 486 amino acids.
CUCCUGCAUGACCUCUCACUUUGAGGCAAAUUUGAAUACCAGAAGAUCCAGCUGCACUGACCACGCCUCUGCAUGUCAUUUACUCUGCCUCUAAUAUCUGAAGCGUAUAUAAACCACAGCAGACUCUCUAGUCUGGCAGAGCAGCAGAGGCAGUGCAGCUUGAUACUGAAGGUCAAUAAAGCAGCUUUUUUACACAAACAAGUGGACGAUGGCUGGUGAACAACGCUUUGUGAUGAGUGCCCGCAUUAUCGGAGCCGUCCACAGGGACUCACCAAAACUGAAGAUGUUCAUGAUAUCUGUGUUGUGGUCUGAUGAGACUGACGUUAUUGUCUACAGGUCCUUCAAGGAAUUCAAGAAAUUGCAUAUGCAAUUGAAAAAGAGGUUCCCUCAAAUGAACCCUUUCAGGAAAAACAACAGAGUGAUCCCCAAAUUUAGAGGGCAGGCCAGGAGGAACAGCCUCCAGCAGAAAGGAUCCAAGCGAUCCGUCCAACACAUGAAGUUCCUGGAGAGCUACUGCGACGAGCUGUUGAAGUGCGACCAAACUGUGACUCAGAGCUCCGUGGUUUUUCAGUUCUUCAUGCCCAAAGACCACGACCUGCAGCCGGACUUCACCAAGAACAGCAUCAUGAUCCUGCUGUCUGAUGAUCUGCCAGAUGGCUCAGCUGGAGGAGGCGGUGAUGUGACGCGCCAGCAUGCAGGCAGCGUCACUCACCCGUUUGUCACCCAGACUGUCCGCUGCGUGGCCGCUUACGAGACAAAGGACACCAAGAAUCGUCCAUUUAAGGUCUCUGUGGACGAGAAGCUGGAUGUUUUGAUUAAAGACCCUACAGGUUGGUGGCUGGUGGAGAACGAGGAUAAGCGUUUGGCUUGGUUUCCUGCUCCCUACCUGGAGUUAUGGGAAGGAGAGGACGACGAGGACGAUGAUGAUGCUGGAUUCAAGCUUGCAGGUGCCCUGUACUGCGCAGUGAGGAGUUACUCAACUAAGAAGGAUGACGAGGUGUCUGUGCCCAUUGGCUCUGUGGUGGAAGUGCUGAGGAAGUCUGACAACGGCUGGUGGCUCAUCAGGUUCAAUGGCAAAUCAGGUUACAUCCCCUCCAUGAACUUGAAACCAUACAACAAUCCCCGGGCAGGCCUUUACAGCCUGCAGAGAAAGCUGCACAGUUCCACUCUGAACCUGGCAACCAGCAGGGAACCUCAGGCUCCUCGUCCACCCGGCACAAACAAAGAAAACAGCCCACGACGGGGUUCUCUAGGUCAGACAAGAGGAGAGCCCAGUGUGCCAGGGCGUCUACAAAAGGCUCGAUCUCUGGAUGUCCUCUCUGAGAACUGGUCGCAAACACAGAUGGAGAGUGACGCCUCAACCUCAGGCUUCUCCCCAAGCAGUGAAUCAUCGAUUCCCACAGGCAGUCCUACAGCCUCUUUCCAGCCUGGUUUCAGUGACAAUGGGAGCAGCAGCCCUGAUCUCAGUUUCUACGACCAACAUGUAUCCAACACAAGCUCUGACAGCUCUGGAUCUGUGAGCUCCACAGGAAGUGAGACGGCUCCCAGGAUGCCACCCAGGCCAAAAACCGAGGAAAUCCUGACCCGCUGCACCACCAUGACCCGCAAGGCAGCCCUGGCCACCAAGACCCGGCUUCAGAUUCAGCCAGAGUUGAUCCACAGCCGCUAAGGAAUCACCAGCCAUUGAUCUAUGAAGUAUUCAUGGGACAUAUAUAACCUGUUUGACCCCAUAGGGUCUGUCAAUCAAGUGUGUUUUGUGCAGCAUUGUUUAUAUCUCUAUUUAAAGUUGUUUCUAAUACCAGAAAUGUAAGAGAUAGUAACCUAUAGAUAGGUUGAAAACCACAAGAUAUGCAUAAUAACAAUAAUGUAGCUUCAGUGAAGCGUCAGAAGAAGCACAAACGAGAAAAUAAAUUGUCAUCCAAAAGUAAAAUAAAUAUUCUGUCUCGGUUUGAAGCCACUUAAGGGUUCAUUUAAGUUUAAGAUUGCUGAAGUUGAAGAGGUUAAAUAUUUACACUAAACUGUACUCCGGUGUGAAGGCUUCUUGAUCCACUUCCAAAUGAAGGCAUUGAAAUGUGUCAAACAAGCUGCUAGCAGACGGGAAAGGAUUACCAGUUCCCUUUCAGAACAUGUUCUUAUUUAUUAUAUAUUGAUUAUUUGGUUGCUUAUCUCAUGACUAUGUAUAUUGUUGUCCAUUGAUGUACAGUAUGUGCUGCAUUAUAACCUGUUCACAAUGCAGCUUGUAAGUUUCCCAUAAACAUGUCAAUAAAUUCAAAUUUACAGAA